This is a messenger RNA of Didymodactylos carnosus, 3651 nucleotides long. The record is from the annotation of a GenBank genome assembly. Lineage: Eukaryota; Metazoa; Rotifera; Eurotatoria; Philodinida; Philodinidae.
AUGGCGGCGUCCGGACGCCGUCAUCCCGUCCAAAACUUUACAGGUAUAAGAACAAUACGAGCAUAUUUGGAAAACAAAGUGAAAACUGACGGUGUUGGCGAUUAUAUUGAAAGAUUUGGGGGUUCACAAGAUCAAAAAGAUAAAUUCAAAGCUGAUCCAGCUAAUAAUGUUGUUAUGACCGAUAUUAGUGACCAAUUUUGUCUCAAUGUUGCUUAUCAAUGGUUGGAUAUACUAAUUGUUGCUCUUGAUUUUUAUUAUUGGGUAGUUUCGCAAGGUUGUCUUAAUUCAAUGUUAUUUCAAGCUAAAAAAUGUGGCUUAGUCCAUUCAUUAAGAUAUUUCAUUGAUAAAGUAGCUAUGAGUACAACGGAUACAAUUGCAACAUAUUUCACAAUUCAAGACUGUAACAGAAUACGUCAACUGAUAUUAGAAAAUUUGACGAACGAAAUAACGAUGGUUACAAAAUUUGAAAUGAUUUCAAAUGAAUUGUAUUAUGAAUUAUUUGAAUAUUUGACAUGCUUUGAAAUAUAUACAAUAUUUAAUAACCUCAAUAGUCGGUACAGUAGUUUAAUUCGUAGUUAUCAUUUAAAAAUGUAUGUGAAUUUAACAAAAAUAUCAAAAACACAGUUUGAUUAUUAUUGUUCGCAAAUAAUUGGAAAUGUGUGUUUCCAGUUAAAAGUCUUUAUAUUAACAAAUAGAGUAACUGUUAAACAAAUAACUUUGUUCAGUGAACUAUUUGAUAUUAGUAAACAGUUUGUUAAUCUAUCAACAUUAUCAUUAUAUGAUAUAACACCCAUUGAAUUAAUCGAUUUAAUACCAGAAAUAUUAAAAUUAAAAUUCUUAACAAGUUUAUUCAUUUUUCCAAAGACAUAUCCGCUGAGCAGCAAUCUGAAAUAUAAACAAGACAAAUUAAAGAGAUUAAUCCAAAAUAUUGAAUAUUGGAAACGUUUAUUUGUUAAAUUAUCAGAUGUAAUUGAUAAAUAUGAAAGAAAAGGUGAAGAUAUCGAUCAACAAAUACAUUUUGUAAAUCAAUUAAUGGCAUUUAAAAAUUUAAUUGAAGAAAAUGUUAAAAAGUCAACACAAAAUCACAACGUUGUUUUAAUUAUCGAUGAUUAUUUAUCAGCAAUAAGAGAAGAUUAUAAAAUACUUCGAAAUUAUGUUCAAACUUUAGAAGAUAUUAAUGUUAAAAUCGAAAGAAAAAUUUCAAAACAAAAGGAUAAAGACAAAAUUGGUCAUUUAAUAAUUCGAGGUGUUGAAGAGAAAAUGCCGAAUUUUAUCUGUUUCAAUCAAAAUCAAUCAGUUGAUAACAAGAAAAUGUUAGGUAUUGUGAAAAAAUUUUAUGAUAAUAUUGUUAAAUAUAUAUCAUGCGUUCGAGAAUCAUCGGUAAAUACUUUCGAUGAUAAUAAAUAUCGUUUUAAAUUAGAAACUUUACAAUCAAAAUUAUUAAACACCGAACCAAUUGAUAUUGAUUAUUAUUUUUCAGAAAUUUUGACAAAAAUAGUUUCUGAUCGAGGUUAUUCAACUGAAAUUUUAUUAGAAAAUCUUGCUGAAAAUCCCAUGGUUCACAUAAGUGUAACAAAUAAUUCUGAAUUUUAUUGUGAUAAAUUCAUUAAAAUAUUUCAAAAAUUAAAACAUCCCGAUAUAAAAUGCAGUGAUAAAAAAUGUAUUGAACCAUUAAGUACUUUAAUAUUUAAAUUGGAUGAAGAAAAUUUUAAGAAUUUACAUAUCAAAAUAUUUCAAGAUGAAAAAUUAAUUGAUUUAGUGUUCAAAUCAAUUUAUGAUAAAGAUUUGGAUGAUGUUUCUGGUUUACCUGUAUUCUGCCGACUUUUAUUUUAUAUUCACAUUUGUGAUGAUGAAAUGAAUACAAAACAAAGUUUAAAAAAUAUUAAGGAUCAAGAUGAUAAACAUAAGCAACAAACAAUCAAAUUAAAACAAGAAUUUUUAAGAGUUUAUGAUGAAGAUAAUCAUGAAAAGUUAAAAGAUCUUGUUGAAAUAUUAAAAAUAAUGGUUAAUAUUCAAACAUUUGAUUUUCGUUGUGAAUGUGCAGCAUCAAUUCUUUCGGCAUUAGAAAUUGCACAAAAUAAUAGACGAAAAAUAAAUGUUAAAAUAAAACUGUUGAAAAUAUUCUUUAGUACUAAUUGUAAUGAAGGUGAAAUUUGUUUACGAUUGGCUAAAUCAUUUAAUAUACAUUUAUUAAAAGAUGUUUUUGAAGAUAAACAUACUAUUUUAGCCAAGCCAAGAAUUCAAUGUGAAUACAGAUUUAACUCCGGUUUUAGUGUUCCAUAUUAUUUAUCAGCUAAAUUAAUUCAUAAUGAUACAGAAAAUUAUGAAGAUCUUGAUACAGAUGAAGAAAAGAAAGAAGAAAAGGAAGAUGAUGGUGACAAUGAUGAAGAAACUAUGAAAACUGUUAUGUCAAUCUUAUUCAAAGUAUUUACAUGUUCAUCGGACAAAGACAAACAAGAAUUUUUGAAAAACGCAAAUGAUGUUCGGAAAGAAUUUACCAAGUUAUCUUCAUCGGAGAAUCGACUAAUUAAAUUCUAUAAUGCUAAUCAAGAAAAUAAAAUUUAUCAAGAACUUCGACAAAAAUCGAUUGAAUAUAUUUUAGAUGGUUUUAGUGGAACAAAUGAAGAAAGUUUAAAAGAAAGAAAUGAAUAUGCAAGAAUAAUUAUUGAUAAUUUUAUAAAUUAUCGAUUGGAACAUAUUAAGAAAUUAGUUGAAUCAAGUUCAGAAGAAGAAAUAUUCAAUACAUUUGACACGGUUAUGAAACGAAGAGAUGUCAAUAGUUUAUCUGAAUGGACAGAAAAGACGAGUAAACUUGGUGAUAAAAUGUAUUUCUUAUAUUGUUAUCAUAAAUAUUCGGAAAAUAAAUUUGAUGAAUGGUUUGGAGAAUUAAACCCUAAUGCAUCAAAUAUGAUUUAUGAAAAAGUUAAAGUUAAAAGACUUUCAGUUAAAUACGAUCUUCAUACAAAUACGAAAGCAUUUGAAUUAAUGAAUAUUAAAUAUCUUCAACAUAAUCAAGUUGGUGCAUUGGCAUUAACCUAUGAUUAUCUUGAAGAUCCGGAAAAAAGUAAAGAUAAUUUAUUUAUUAAAAUUGGUACUGGUCAAGGUAAAUCAUUGACAAUAGCUGAAACAGCAAGAAAAAUCAUUGAACUUAAUCGAAGCAACAGUAGACCAAGACAACAAAUAUUUAUUAUUACUUGUUAUGAUCAUUUAGCUAAACGAGAUUAUGAAAAUUAUAUUGUUUAUUAUAAAUAUUUUGAUAUUAUAUCAAUGCAUUGUUCAAGUCAAAGUUCAACAAAAGAUUUUGAUGAUAAAGAUGUAAUUUAUUUAGAUUUAGAAACAUAUUUUACUUUAUUAAGAAGUGAAGCAUAUAAAACACUAACCGAAUCGACAUCAAUUAAUCUACCAAAUAUAAAUAAUGCCGUUUUAAUUAUGGAUGAAUUUGAUAGUUUAAUAUUAGAUUCGGAUGAAAUACUUCAGAAAGUUUAUAGUUUUAACCUGAAUUUUCGUGGCAAUGCGGAUAAUAUUAAAACAAAAGAUGAGAUUAAAAAAUUAUUCGAUAUGAAAUUUGUUGAUAAAUUUGAAAGCAAAUUUCCGAAUACAUUUGAUCGAUGGUGUGACAGAAUAUUAACUUUCUUAUAUUAUGAAUAUUAA